Rana temporaria (common frog) is the source of this 1906-nucleotide messenger RNA. It is a transcript of the gene PTGFR, whose product is annotated as prostaglandin F receptor. Gene Ontology annotation, molecular function: prostaglandin F receptor activity. Gene Ontology annotation, cellular component: plasma membrane. Gene Ontology annotation, biological process: inflammatory response; positive regulation of cytosolic calcium ion concentration; adenylate cyclase-activating G protein-coupled receptor signaling pathway. The record is from RefSeq and is a predicted model, not a curated record. The transcript has 3 exons. Lineage: Eukaryota; Metazoa; Chordata; Amphibia; Anura; Ranidae. The coding region runs from base 327 to 1463 and encodes 378 amino acids.
AGCACCACAUUGAUUUUAUGUUCAGAACGGAUAAGUGGCUGCUGCAAGAAAGUCCGGCUCUCUAUCACACUGCCUGUUUAUAUACAAGGGGAGGAAACUGCAAGACCACAUUCAGACAACAAGUCUACAGAUGGAGAUGCUGGCAAGAUCCAAGGAUUUACCAGUUCUACGUUCACGCUGAAAUUCCAUACUUCCCCGAAUUUGGCUGCGACCAUGAACAGCGAACAAGAUGAAGCCAUUGGGGGCUGACAAGAGCCUGCGGGACCCUAGAACAGGUUACAUUGCACAAUGGAGAUGAUGCAAAUUUAGCCUCUACAUAUCCCACCAUGAACAACAGCCUGGUCCCGGAUCUGUAUGGUGGGCCCACGUCCCCAACUAAUACCACCCACCUCACUGAACAUAAGAUCUCAGUGUUCUUCAGCAUCGUUUUCAUGACCGUGGGAAUUACAUCCAACAGCCUCGCUAUAGCAAUACUCAUGAAAGCCUACCAAAGAUUUAGGAAAAAAUCCAAGGCCUCGUUUUUGUUGUUCGCCAGCGGCUUGGUCAUCACGGACCUCUUUGGCCACCUCAUUAAUGGAGCCAUAGCUGUGUAUGUCUAUGCAUCAGAUAGGAACUGGUCAAAAUUCGACCACGCCGAUGUUCUUUGCAGUAUCUUUGGCAUGUGCAUGGUGUUCUUUGGACUGUGUCCGCUGUUGCUUGGGAGCGUCAUGGCUGUGGAACGGUGUGUUGGAGUCACUGAGCCAAUCUUUCAUUCUACCACCAUGACAUCAAGGCAUGCCAAAAUCAUCUUGACUCUUGUUUGGCUGUUUGCCAUCCUGGUGGCGUUGCUGCCAAUAUUGACUUUGAGAUCUUAUCACAUCCAGGCCACUAAGACGUGGUGCUUUCUAAAGACGGAGCAGAUUGAAACCUGGAUGGAUCAGUUUCAUCUUCUGCUGUUUUCAUCUCUGGGGUUCUUGUCUCUGGCCAUCUCUUUCUUAUGCAAUGCAAUGACUGGAAUAACAUUACUGAAAUCUAGGUUGAAAAGCCAGCAGCACAGACAAGGCAGAUCGCACCACAUAGAGAUGAUAGUCCAACUCCUGGCCAUCAUGUGUGUCUCUUGUAUUUGCUGGACUCCGUUCUUGUUCACAAUGGCCAACAUUGGAUUAAAGAGAUAUGGUUCCCAAUCCCAAGAGACUAAUCGGACAAUUCUUUUCGCCCUUCGAAUGGCCACGUGGAAUCAAAUACUUGACCCAUGGGUGUACAUCCUCUUGCGGAAGACAGUCCUCAAAAAACUGUUCAGGAUUGCCAGCCGUUGUUGUGGGGUGGAAUUUAUCGAUUUACAUGCUUGGGAAUUCAGCUCCAUCAAGAAUUCUCUGAAAGUUGCCACCAUAUCAGACUCCCCAAGCUGCACACGAACAAACACAUUCAGCAUCUCCCAAAAAUCUGAUACAGAACAAAAAUGUGAACUCAUUGAAACAAAAUAAGCCAUUUUUAAGGGACAAUCUGAUUCUGCUAUUGGCUGGUGUUGUAUAAUAUGAGCAGUGAGGUGAUGCAUCGUUCAUUGAUGAUGAAACUAGUCCAUCCAUGGUAGCUGAGUGAUAUCUCACCGGAGAUAGACAAGACAAUAUCAGUACCAAAUAAAUUGUUUAUUUGUCUUACAGUAUUGUAUGUCAAACAACAGUAUCCUAAAAUGGGUCACGUGAAAGACAGUUACUUAUAGUAAAUAAUUACUAGAAAGACGAAUAUCAUAGUUUGUCUAAUCAGAAGCCUAGAAAGGGUCAAACAGCAAGAAUAUCAGAUGGCCUGAUUCAAUUUAUCCCCUUUGGUUACUCUUUAGCAGGUUGUAUCUAGGAUAGGGUGACCAGACAUCCCUGGUUUCCGGGGGCAGUCCCUGGAUUGAGGACACUGUCCCCAGACCAAGUCUAUC